Messenger RNA from Cottoperca gobio, 1535 nucleotides. Its product is annotated as kelch domain-containing protein 1. The transcript is spliced from 14 exons. Lineage: Eukaryota; Metazoa; Chordata; Actinopteri; Perciformes; Bovichtidae. Gene Ontology annotation, molecular function: protein binding. The coding region runs from base 142 to 1326 and encodes 394 amino acids. The record is from RefSeq and is a predicted model, not a curated record.
GGAAGUCGUAUUUGUUUUGUAACAAUUUUGACACAGAUUAUGGGAGUACAUUAGAACGAGACAUAUUUUUUGCUAUGCUUUGUGUUGGUGUUCACAACAUGAGAAACGACAACUGAAAGCCUACUGUGUCACCAGCCAGUCAUGGAUUCCGCAUCGGAGAGGCACUGCACUGAGGUGGUGGCCCGGGAGAGGAGCGGACACACGGCUGUGGUGGAGGAGAACCUGCUCUGUGUGUGGGGAGGUUACAUGUCAAUUGCUGAUGAUGAAGUUUUCCUCCCUAACGAUGAAAUCUGGGUUUAUGACUUAGAACGAGGUGUAUGGGAAGUUUUUCACAUGUCAGGGGAAGUCCCUCCCUCUAUGUCUGGGACCUGCGGCUGCUCUCUGAAUGGACACUUGUACAUAUUUGGAGGUUGUGAUAACAACGGACAGACCAAUCAGAUCUAUUGUGUCGACCUGACAGACGGCAAAUACACGUGGAAGAAGAUCAAGUAUGAGAUCGGUUCUGCUCCUUCAGCUCGAGACAAACUAUCCUGCUGGGUCUACAAGGGAAAGAUCAUCUAUUUCGGAGGAUAUGGUCACAAAAUGCUGACUGAUAUUGACAGAACGAACAGGAGCUUCAUUGUAGAUAAAGCAUCAUGGGUGGAAGAAAUCUUCUGGGGAUGGAAUAAUGAGGUGCAUAUAUUUGACCCUUCGCAAGCCAGUUGGAGUGACCCACAGACCCAUGGCCGAGCUCCAGACCCCAGGGCCGCCCACGCCAGUGCCACAGUCGGAUGCAGAGGAUACGUUUGUGGAGGCAGAGUCAUGGAAACAAGGAUGAGUGAUAUUCACUGCCUGGACCUUGAAUCAUGGACGUGGUCAGAAAUAAUCCCAGUGUCCUCCAUUCCAGUGGGCAGAUCGUGGCACACGCUCACCGCUGUUUCAGACAGCAGCUUGUUCCUGUUCGGAGGUCUCAGUGUAGACUGCAAACCAAUGAGUGAUGGGUGGUUGCUUGAUGUUGAAACAAAAAAGUGGAGAGAACUCGAGCAUCCCUUUAAGACGAAGCCAAGGUUGUGGCACACAGCAUGUCCAGGCAAGGACUCUGAUGUGAUUGUGUUUGGUGGAAGUUGUGACUACAUCCUACUUAUUGACAACAGUCACUGCAAUGAUGCACUUGUCUUCCAGACGCAGCCGUAUCCUCUAUUCAGGAUUUGUGAGGAUUACAUUGCAAAGAAUGUGAAGAACUAUGAGAUGCUCAGAAAUCAGCUUUCCCUUCUGCCUCCCAAACUACUGACGGCAGUACAGAGAAGAAUGUCUUUCUACAGGCCUUCAAAGAAGCAGCAACAAUAGUUCAAAGAAAGUCUUAAUUGCCAAGUGCUAUACUUUCUUCAGUAUGAACAUCUCAGUCAGACUGUAGGUAGCGGUUUUAUUUUUUAAAUACAUUGUGCAAAAAUAUUUUAUGGUGUUAUAUUUUAUUGUUUUAGAGAUGCACAUUUUAUUGUGUACAGUUUGCCUGCUGCCUGUGAUGACUGUGAUGAUUAAAGGGCACACCAAACUGC